AUCUCUUUCUCCACAUCAGUAUGAUCCCGAGCUUUCGUCACGGCAGUUUGGGGUUGAGCUCUCCCGACUGACCAAUGAGGAGCGAGCGGUGCCACUGGUGGUGGAGAAGCUCAUAAACUACAUUGAAAUGCAUGGAUUGUACACCGAGGGCAUUUACAGGAAGUCAGGCUCAACCAGUAAGAUAAAGGAGCUCCGACAGGGUCUUGAUACAGAUAUUGACAAUGUGAAUCUAGAUGACUACAAUAUUCAUGUCAUUGCCAGUGUGUUCAAACAGUGGCUGAGAGAUUUGCCCAAUCCCCUCAUGACCUUCGAACUCUACGAGGAAUUUCUGCAAGCUAUGGGCCUGCAGGAGAGGAAGGAGACCAUCCGAGGCGUGUACUCUGUCAUUAAUCAGCUCUCUCGCACCCACCUCAGUACCCUGGAACGCCUCAUCUUUCACCUUGUGAGGAUUGCCCUGCAGGAAGAGACCAAUCGAAUGUCAGCUAAUGCCCUGGCCAUUGUGUUUGCUCCCUGUAUUCUCCGCUGUCCUGACACAACUGACCCACUGCAGAGCGUUCAGGACAUCAGUAAAACAAUCACCUGUGUGGAGUUGAUUGUCGUAGAGCAGAUGAAUAAAUACAGGGCUCGUCUCAAGGACAUCAACAGCCUGGAGUUUGCUGAGAACAAAGCAAAAAGCAGGCCGUCUUUGAUCCGCAGAUCAAUGACGCAGGAAACUUUUCAUCAAUUUGGAUCUCUGAUUGGAGCAAUAGCACCAUACAGCUGUGAUUCACUGGCCACGUCUCGUCAGUGGGUGUUUGACUGUAUCAGCUGCCUUCUCUGUAUACAAGGCCAGCCCAUGAACCUGGGGUCAGCGGAAGAGGAGCUGAGAUGUCUCCGUGAAGAACUAACAGCAGCUCCGGACCCCGAGGCUCUGUUUCAGGCAUCUUCCAAAAUGGCCAGGGUUGUUAGUGAGUACUUUCCCCCAGAACAGGCCACAGCCUUUAUUGAGGCCACAGUGGAAAGUAUGCUGUCUGCCAGCCCCACCUGUGCCACGGCAGCUGGACUGUGGAUGAAGGUUAUACUGAAGGAGUGUGGAGAUGCCAUGCUUGAUAAGGUGCCAGCUAUUGUGGAUAUAAUAUAUAGCCACAUGGCUACUAUCCAGGAGGGCAGCUUGAGGCAAUUCCUGCUGGAGGCAGUGUCUAUUUUAGCUCACCAUCACCUAGAGGCAGUGAUCUCCAGCCUACUCAGCAACCAUCUGCCAAUGGACAGUGCCACCAGUGAGCUGUGGAGAUCUCUAGGGGGAGAGCCCUUGCUUGCCACUCAAGUCUUACAGGUCCUAAUAUAAAAAAUAAAGACGUCAACAAGCCAAGAAGGCAGCAUCACCUCAGAGACUGAAACUGACAGGCAUUUGGCAGCUGCUGAACCUCUCUCAGUAAGUUAGAUGACAGACACGCCUUUCAGGCUUUCCUCUGCCCUGUGACAAUCCUGCUUGAUGGAAAGCUAGAAGUGUGGUAGAAUAUUGUUGUGUGGGCACUUCUCCUCUGAUGUACUGUUUCCCUGAGUCCAGCUCUGCUGUCUGUGGAACAAAUACGGCAGGUUUAGAGUACGUGGCUCAUUUACUUAAUAACAUCUGGCAAAUUAUGUUACCAAUGUUAGGGUUAGGGUUAGGGUUAUGUUACCAAUGACUCACCAGCAUAAGGCCACACCAGGGAAAUUGCUCAGCCCUGCCUGGAGACUCAGCAAUGCUCCCUGACAUGCCUGGACUUGUGCUUUCCAAACACAUGGACUGAGGGUAUAAAACCGAACA
Molecule: messenger RNA, 1786 nt
Organism: Mauremys mutica (yellowpond turtle)
Lineage: Eukaryota; Metazoa; Chordata; Testudines; Geoemydidae
Product: unconventional myosin-IXa-like
Exons: 10
Coding region: 128-1324 (398 amino acids)
Biological process (GO): intracellular signal transduction
Molecular function (GO): microfilament motor activity; GTPase activator activity
Source: RefSeq, a predicted model, not a curated record